Messenger RNA from Cucurbitaria berberidis CBS 394.84, 385 nucleotides. RefSeq lists its product as uncharacterized. The transcript is spliced from 5 exons. NCBI's taxonomy places the organism in Eukaryota, Fungi, Ascomycota, Dothideomycetes, Pleosporales, Cucurbitariaceae. Bases 41 to 286 code for a protein of 81 amino acids. The record is from RefSeq and is a predicted model, not a curated record.
ACUGCGACUGGAACUUUCAUCCGCUGCAAACGCUACCAACAUGUCAGCGUCGUUAGCACCAGAAUGCAACGAAGUAAAAGAACGAUACGAUAAUUGUUUCCUAAAAUGGUACAGCGAAAAGUUCCUGAGAGGCACGGCAACAACAGACGAAUGCAAACCCAUAUUCGAUCAAUAUGAGAAGUGCCUAUCGCGAGUCUUGAACGAGCGAGGCAUCGACAAAAUGCUAAAAGAGGUCCGAGACGAUAACAGAGAAAAUGACGCCGAACAUAUGAAACCCAACAAGUAAUGCAUUUGCCGAUACUAUACCUCCUCAACUCUAUUAUCCUAGACAGUCUGGCGUCUGUUCUGUCAUAUAUUGCAUGUACGUCUACUUUUCAUUGUUGGC